Molecule: messenger RNA, 8973 nt
Organism: Aureococcus anophagefferens
Lineage: Eukaryota; Pelagophyceae; Pelagomonadales; Pelagomonadaceae
Exons: 18
Coding region: 1-8973 (2990 amino acids)
Source: RefSeq, a predicted model, not a curated record
AUGAAUGAAAAAUAUUUAAGUAAAUUUUUGAGAGCCCCUUAUAUCUUGAAUGAAAAAACAAUUGAAGGACUUUACAAUGAUAUAAAAGACCUUGACGAGUUUUCAUUGAAGAUUUAUAUGGACGAAUUCAAGGGUAAAUCUUACAGUCAGUCUCCCGCGAAGUAUCAGUCAGUCUCCCGCGAAGUAUCAGGCAGUCUCCCGCGAAGUAUCAGGCGGUCUCCCGCGAAGUAUCAGGCAGUCUCCCGCGAAGUAUCAGGCGGUCUCCCGCGAAGUAUCAGGCAGUCUCCCGCGAAGUAUCAGGCGGUCUCCCGCGAAGUAUCAGGCGGUCUCCCGCGAAGUAUCAGGCGGUCUCCCGCGAAGUAUCAGGCAGUCUCCCGCGAAGUAUCAGGCGGUCUCCCGCGAAGUAUCAGGCGGUCUCCCGCGAAGUAUCAGGCAGUCUCCCGCGAAGUAUCAGGCGGUCUCCCGCGAAGUAUCAGGCGGUCUCCCGCGAAGUAUCAGGCAGUCUCCCGCGAAGUAUCAGUCAGUCUCCCGCGAAGUAUCAGGCAGUCUCCCGCAAAGUAUCAGGCGGUCUCCCGCGAAGUAUCAGGCAGUCUCCCGCGAAGUAUCAGGCGGUCUCCCGCGAAGUAUCAGGCGGUCUCCCGCGAAGUAUCAGGCGGUCUCCCGCGAAGUAUCAGGCAGUCUCCCGCGAAGUAUCAGGCGGUCUCCCGCGAAGUAUCAGGCGGUCUCCCGCGAAGUAUCAGGCAGUCUCCCGCGAAGUAUCAGGCAGUCUCCCGCGAAGUAUCAGGCAGUCUCCCGCGAAGUAUCAGUCAGUCUCCCGCGAAGUAUCAGGCGUAUAGAAACGGAGUUAAAGAUAAUGUUGGUCAGGAGUGGCGAAAGCGACAAGAGCUCACGCUCUCAGCCGCAGAGGGAGUGCAUGGCUCUCUCGUCCUGCGGCCCUACGGGCUCGCGACGUCGGGCUUCGGCCUCUUCGCGACGGACCGCCUCGCCAAGGCGGCCUUCGCCAUCGUGCUCAGCGACCCUGGCAACGGGAUCGCGACGAAGAUCUUCGUCGGCGAGGACGAGGUUGGCGAUAUCUCCGCCAAGGACGACAACACGGUCGCCGUCGCGAUGACGCGCUGCAUCGUCGUGCUGCACCGCGCCAAGGGCCUAUGGACGGUGACGCGGCUGCCGACCUUCGACAACGCGAAGUUCCGGGGCGUCUCGUGGUCGCCCGACCCGAUGAUCAUCUACGGCGUGGACGAGUCGCAGAACUGCAUCUGGCAGCUGAAGGCGGGCGGCGGCCCUCCGACGCGGAUCGCGGGCACGCAGAAGCGCGGCGCGUUGAGCAUCGGCGGCAGGGCGACGGCCUGCGCGCUCCAGGGGCCGACGUUCUGUUGUCAAGUGGGCGAGUCCAUCGUCUUCGCGGAGACCGCGGCCGGGCAGCUAAGGCUCCUUACGGACAUUUAUCCGUGGGUCCACCGCGUCAUGUCCACCGUCGCGUCGUGGGCCUGCUCCUUCGAGCACACCGCCGACGCCGCGGCGCACACGACGUCCCUCGCGGACGCCGUGAAGGCGACGCGGGCCCUCGACGAGCUCUUAUGCGAGCUCCACCACCAGAACUACGUGGUGACGGGACGACGCGGCGCCGACGCGCAGGGCCCCGUGGGGAACGUCUCGGCCUGUGUGCGGGCGUGCGUGUCCUGCAAAAUCGGCUUCUACGAGCGCGUCAUCACGACGCUCGCGGCGCUCGGCGUCCCCGCGCACGUCGCGCGCGAGGUCCGCGCCGCCGUGUUCGGGACCCCCAGGAACGAGAAGUGGCCGAUGCCCUACGUGCUCCAGUACCUGCUCGCGCGGUCCAAGGCGAUCCACGAGGACAUGAAGCGAAGGAACCCCUGCGGCUUCUCCUACAUGACCUCCCCGGCGUCGAGGCACGCGCCCGCGGACCACUACAGCUGCGACGGCGCGCGCGCCGCGACGGAGAUUUACACGCUCCAGAAGGCCGGCCGCCGCGGGCGCUCGAAGGAGGCGAAGGCGGAGCGGAAGACCGCCGUCGCGGACGCCGCGCUCAUGCGGGGCGUCGCGGAGCGGCUCAAAGGGAAGCGCCAGGCGCCGCCCAAAGCCCGCGGCAUGGAGGGACCGGGCGCCUACGUCGACGCGCGCUGGGCGCCGAUUUCCGCCGGCGUCGCGGACCAAGAGGUGCGCGCUCGCCAGCUCGCGCUCGACGACGCGCCGCUCGCCGACGCGGGCCGCGGCGGCGACCGGCGGACGCUCCUCUUCCGCGCGGGCGACCUCGUCAUCGUCGACUACGACGGCGACGCCCGCUUGGCGCAGCUCAAGGAGUCCCUGGUCCGCGUCUCCACGGAGACGGGCCGUGGCACGACGCGCGCGACGACGCGGACGAUGGAGCCGCCGCGGCCGUCCGUCCGGCUCUACGUCCAGCGCGACGACGGCGAGCGCGACGAGGAGACCAACAGCGUGGCCUACGAGACGAGCCGGUUCGCCUGGGUCGAGGUCGAGGCGCGGAACAUCUGCGCCGGCGUGCGCAAGGAGAAGAUCUUCGCGGUGGAGUACAACAAGGACGCGUCGCGCCGAAUCGCGUCGUUCCGCGUCUACGACGACGAGGCCGAGCGGCUCACCUCGAUCUGGCGCCACGGCGGCGACCUCGACGACACGCCGCCGCCGUCGGACGACGACGACGACGACAGCGACGACGAGCCCUCCGGCGGGGGCCGGAAGCGGAAGCGAAACACGCCCAAACUCGAGUCUCGCCGCCGAGUAGGGGUAAUCCGGCUGCUCGUCCUUCUCCGAGUCCCACACCGUCAUCCUCGAGCCGUCCACCUUGGUGAGCAUGAUCUCGAAGGUGUCGUUCACGGGCGUCUGGGCGACGGGGCUCGGCGUCGCCGCGACGACCGCGGACGCCAGGAACUCCGUCAUGCUCUGCCUCUGGUGUUUCUCGAGGUCCGGCGCGUUGCCGCUGUUGCAGUACGUCGAGUGCUUCUUCUUCAUGUGGUAGUCGAUGCACGCCUUGACGCUCCCCGUGAUCUCGUAGAGCUUGCCCUCGUUGUGGCACACGUUGCACCGCGCGAACAGCUGCUCGCUGCCCGACGCAGCCCGGGUCGUCGUGGUCGCUCGGGUGCGUGUGAUGUCCACGACGUCCACGGCCAGCGUCUCCGUGUCCUCGAAGUUGUUGCCCGUCCACGUCUUCGUGUAGCCGUAGGCGGCCUUGGCCUGGCUCUCGAGCAUGCGCGCCUUCCUGCGGAAGUUCGUCUCGGCCUCGUCGAGUUCGUCGUCCGAGCUCUCGCCGCCGCAGAACUCGCCCGGAGCGUCGUCUCCAAGCGCGCCGCGCCCUCGCGGGCGUCGGCGACCGAGCCCUGGAGGACGAGGUUCGUAGUUAACGGACGCGGCUUCUCCGUCGCAAACACCGUCUACAUCGUCGCCGGCGUCCUCGCGGUCCUGGAGGGAGACGCCCACGGAGAGGUCGUAGUCGCCGAUGCGGCCCCUGACGACCGACGGAUCGAAUUUGCGGCGGACGAAGUUGAUUGCGUCGGAGAACGCGAGCUGGAUGCGCCCGUCGACCGUGUCCACUGCUGGGAUCGUUGCAUAAUUCCGCAUUAUCGCGCGGCUGUUAGAAGUCUCUCUAUCUCUCUAUUCGAUGAUAAGAUAAAGCAAAUUGAACCUAUACGGACAUUAGUUUCCAUGAGAGCAUAUCUGAGCAUUGUCUUACUGUCGUUUUGCACAUCUUUUGGCUGGGGCUGUUCCCACUACAAGCUUGAACUUUUUGAUUACACCGGAGACGGUUGGUCUGGUAAUCAGUAUCACUUUGUGGACGAGUUGGGCAAUACCAUUAUCUCUGGCACGUUGACUCUCGCGGAUGGAUCUUUCAGCGAGAGGUAUGUUUGCGCUGAUGAUGGCUGCUAUCGUGUCAAGGUCGGGGGUAACCCGUAUGGAAAUCUGGAUCAAAUUGACUGGACUCUGACCAUGAUCGAAGACCCCUUCGAUACAGUAUCAGGCACUGCAUAUGGUGAAAUUACAGUCCAGCUGAGUGGAGGGAAAAUUUUAGAGAAUGCAUGUUCACGGCCGCCCAGCUUGAGCAAUGUUCCAACUCGGCAUCCAACCUCGACACCAGGCCCAACUUUGACACCAGAACCGACGCCUAGAGCUACCACUUGCUACCAUCUGGAAUCUCUUAGCAUACUGGGCAAUGGAUGGAACGAUAAUGCGGUCUCCCGCGAAGUAUCAGGCGGUCUCCCGCGAAGUAUCAGGCAGUCUCCCGCGAAGUAUCAGGCGGUCUCCCGCGAAGUAUCAGGCGGUCUCCCGCGAAGUAUCAGGCAGUCUCCCGCGAAGUAUCAGUCAGUCUCCCGCGAAGUAUCAGGCAGUCUCCCGCAAAGUAUCAGGCGGUCUCCCGCGAAGUAUCAGGCAGUCUCCCGCGAAGUAUCAGGCGGUCUCCCGCGAAGUAUCAGGCGGUCUCCCGCGAAGUAUCAGGCGGUCUCCCGCGAAGUAUCAGGCAGUCUCCCGCGAAGUAUCAGGCGGUCUCCCGCGAAGUAUCAGGCGGUCUCCCGCGAAGUAUCAGGCAGUCUCCCGCGAAGUAUCAGGCAGUCUCCCGCGAAGUAUCAGGCAGUCUCCCGCGAAGUAUCAGUCAGUCUCCCGCGAAGUAUCAGGCGUAUAGAAACGGAGUUAAAGAUAAUGCGAAAGCGACAAGAGCUCACGCUCUCAGCCGCAGAGGGAGUGCAUGGCUCUCUCGUCCUGCGGCCCUACGGGCUCGCGACGUCGGGCUUCGGCCUCUUCGCGACGGACCGCCUCGCCAAGGCGGCCUUCGCCAUCGUGCUCAGCGACCCUGGCAACGGGAUCGCGACGAAGAUCUUCGUCGGCGAGGACGAGGUUGGCGAUAUCUCCGCCAAGGACGACAACACGGUCGCCGUCGCGAUGACGCGCUGCAUCGUCGUUAGAAGUCUCUCUAUCUCUCUAUUCGAUGAUAAGAUAAAGCAAAUUGAACCUAUACGGACAUUAGUUUCCAUGAGAGCAUAUCUGAGCAUUGUCUUACUGUCGUUUUGCACAUCUUUUGGCUGGGGCUGUUCCCACUACAAGCUUGAACUUUUUGAUUACACCGGAGACGGUUGGUCUGGUAAUCAGUAUCACUUUGUGGACGAGUUGGGCAAUACCAUUAUCUCUGGCACGUUGACUCUCGCGGAUGGAUCUUUCAGCGAGAGGUAUGUUUGCGCUGAUGAUGGCUGCUAUCGUGUCAAGGUCGGGGGUAACCCGUAUGGAAAUCUGGAUCAAAUUGACUGGACUCUGACCAUGAUCGAAGACCCCUUCGAUACAGUAUCAGGCACUGCAUAUGGUGAAAUUACAGUCCAGCUGAGUGGAGGGAAAAUUUUAGAGAAUGCAUGUUCACGGCCGCCCAGCUUGAGCAAUGUUCCAACUCGGCAUCCAACCUCGACACCAGGCCCAACUUUGACACCAGAACCGACGCCUAGAGCUACCACUUGCUACCAUCUGGAAUCUCUUAGCAUACUGGGCAAUGGAUGGAACGAUAAUGUCCUUGAUAUCAAAUCUGACUAUUUAUUCCUCACAUACACCUUUGAUGAUGGGUUCUAUAAGGAAGACAGUGUCUGCAUUGAUGAUGGAUGCUACGAUUUUCGCUUUGGAGGGGGGUCCCAACUAGAUGCUGCGGGGUUUCGCUUCGUUUUUGAUGACAAAUUUUAUGGAGAAGUCCCGACAUCAGGGCUCAUUGGUCUAUCGCAAGGAGCCGUGUCCAUGGGGCAAUGUACCUCACAGCCUUCUCUCAGCACACCGCCCUCAAUUUCGCCAAACCCGUCACCUAGUCCGAGCGUUUCUAAAAGCCCGACAGUGACCUUUACGCCCACAAACACUCAUAGCCCAAGUGUGGAUGCGUGUAAGCCCGAGUGUUAUCACAAUACCUGCUUUGAUCUGAUCUUGGCAUAUGAAGACACCACAUGCGAGAAUCUCCAAGAACUUGGGUGCACAUGUGCCAACUGUCGUUGCCCGGACCCCCGUCCGACGAGUGUCCCCUCGGCGAGCUUAAAGCCCACUUUGACCAAGACUCCAACAGCAGCCCCCACGACAGCAACGCCAACAACGCCGAAACCCAGUCUGAUGCCCCAUGCUCGACCGCCAAACCUUGAUUCCAUCAGUACAGAUGAUACUGAUGAUGAGAUGCUCUUAUCGUCAGAAGAGGGGCUCCUGAUUGUCUUUUGGAUCGCGGGCACGCAGAAGCGCGGCGCGUUGAGCAUCGGCGGCAGGGCGACGGCCUGCGCGCUCCAGGGGCCGACGUUCUGUUGUCAAGUGGGCGAGUCCAUCGUCUUCGCGGAGACCGCGGCCGGGCAGCUAAGGCUCCUUACGGACAUUUAUCCGUGGGUCCACCGCGUCAUGUCCACCGUCGCGUCGUGGGCCUGCUCCUUCGAGCACACCGCCGACGCCGCGGCGCACACGACGUCCCUCGCGGACGCCGUGAAGGCGACGCGGGCCCUCGACGAGCUCUUAUGCGAGCUCCACCACCAGAACUACGUGGUGACGGGACGACGCGGCGCCGACGCGCAGGGCCCCGUGGGGAACGUCUCGGCCUGUGUGCGGGCGUGCGUGUCCUGCAAAAUCGGCUUCUACGAGCGCGUCAUCACGACGCUCGCGGCGCUCGGCGUCCCCGCGCACGUCGCGCGCGAGGUCCGCGCCGCCGUGUUCGGGACCCCCAGGAACGAGAAGUGGCCGAUGCCCUACGUGCUCCAGUACCUGCUCGCGCGGUCCAAGGCGAUCCACGAGGACAUGAAGCGAAGGAACCCCUGCGGCUUCUCCUACAUGACCUCCCCGGCGUCGAGGCACGCGCCCGCGGACCACUACAGCUGCGACGGCGCGCGCGCCGCGACGGAGAUUUACACGCUCCAGAAGGCCGGCCGCCGCGGGCGCUCGAAGGAGGCGAAGGCGGAGCGGAAGACCGCCGUCGCGGACGCCGCGCUCAUGCGGGGCGUCGCGGAGCGGCUCAAAGGGAAGCGCCAGGCGCCGCCCAAAGCCCGCGGCAUGGAGGGACCGGGCGCCUACGUCGACGCGCGCUGGGCGCCGAUUUCCGCCGGCGUCGCGGACCAAGAGGUGCGCGCUCGCCAGCUCGCGCUCGACGACGCGCCGCUCGCCGACGCGGGCCGCGGCGGCGACCGGCGGACGCUCCUCUUCCGCGCGGGCGACCUCGUCAUCGUCGACUACGACGGCGACGCCCGCUUGGCGCAGCUCAAGGAGUCCCUGGUCUACAUCGUCGCCGGCGUCCUCGCGGUCCUGGAGGGAGACGCCCACGGAGAGGUCGUAGUCGCCGAUGCGGCCCCUGACGACCGACGGAUCGAAUUUGCGGCGGACGAAGUUGAUUGCGUCGGAGAACGCGAGCUGGAUGCGCCCGUCGACCGUGUCCACUGCUGGGAUCGUUGCAUAAUUCCGCAUUAUCGCGCGGCUGUUAGAAGUCUCUCUAUCUCUCUAUUCGAUGAUAAGAUAAAGCAAAUUGAACCUAUACGGACAUUAGUUUCCAUGAGAGCAUAUCUGAGCAUUGUCUUACUGUCGUUUUGCACAUCUUUUGGCUGGGGCUGUUCCCACUACAAGCUUGAACUUUUUGAUUACACCGGAGACGGUUGGUCUGGUAAUCAGUAUCACUUUGUGGACGAGUUGGGCAAUACCAUUAUCUCUGGCACGUUGACUCUCGCGGAUGGAUCUUUCAGCGAGAGGUAUGUUUGCGCUGAUGAUGGCUGCUAUCGUGUCAAGGUCGGGGGUAACCCGUAUGGAAAUCUGGAUCAAAUUGACUGGACUCUGACCAUGAUCGAAGACCCCUUCGAUACAGUAUCAGGCACUGCAUAUGGUGAAAUUACAGUCCAGCUGAGUGGAGGGAAAAUUUUAGAGAAUGCAUGUUCACGGCCGCCCAGCUUGAGCAAUGUUCCAACUCGGCAUCCAACCUCGACACCAGGCCCAACUUUGACACCAGAACCGACGCCUAGAGCUACCACUUGCUACCAUCUGGAAUCUCUUAGCAUACUGGGCAAUGGAUGGAACGAUAAUGUCCUUGAUAUCAAAUCUGACUAUUUAUUCCUCACAUACACCUUUGAUGAUGGGUUCUAUAAGGAAGACAGUGUCUGCAUUGAUGAUGGAUGCUACGAUUUUCGCUUUGGAGGGGGGUCCCAACUAGAUGCUGCGGGGUUUCGCUUCGUUUUUGAUGACAAAUUUUAUGGAGAAGUCCCGACAUCAGGGCUCAUUGGUCUAUCGCAAGGAGCCGUGUCCAUGGGGCAAUGUACCUCACAGCCUUCUCUCAGCACACCGCCCUCAAUUUCGCCAAACCCGUCACCUAGUCCGAGCGUUUCUAAAAGCCCGACAGUGACCUUUACGCCCACAAACACUCAUAGCCCAAGUGUGGAUGCGUGUAAGCCCGAGUGUUAUCACAAUACCUGCUUUGAUCUGAUCUUGGCAUAUGAAGACACCACAUGCGAGAAUCUCCAAGAACUUGGGUGCACAUGUGCCAACUGUCGUUGCCCGGACCCCCGUCCGACGAGUGUCCCCUCGGCGAGCUUAAAGCCCACUUUGACCAAGACUCCAACAGCAGCCCCCACGACAGCAACGCCAACAACGCCGAAACCCAGUCUGAUGCCCCAUGCUCGACCGCCAAACCUUGAUUCCAUCAGUACAGAUGAUACUGAUGAUGAGAUGCUCUUAUCGUCAGAAGAGGGGCUCCUGAUUGUCUUUUGCAUUGCCUUUGUCAGCGUUAGCCUUGGACUGUGUUUGAGGGAUCUGAAACACAAGAGAGACAGCGCGAGAGAAGUAGAGAUACACGCACAUCAAGCAGGUAUCGUUAACGCAUCUGCGAAGCACACCGUAGAGCAGAGAAAGAAUACUUGCUCUGCGCCAGAACUCGUUAAUGCCACCGAAACUCAUAUAAACACGGCUCCGGAGAAGCAAAACAGCUCCCUUCCUGUAGCAAACAUCAAAGAAGAUGUCAUCGAGUUCUCUUAUAUUUGA